This is a messenger RNA of Parasteatoda tepidariorum (common house spider), 3433 nucleotides long. RefSeq names its product anoctamin-10. The record is from RefSeq and is a predicted model, not a curated record. Gene Ontology annotation, molecular function: chloride channel activity. Gene Ontology annotation, biological process: chloride transmembrane transport. Lineage: Eukaryota; Metazoa; Arthropoda; Arachnida; Araneae; Theridiidae. Gene Ontology annotation, cellular component: plasma membrane.
UGGUUAAUAAAUUAUUAAUAAAAUCUUACAAUAUAGUAAAUUUUUUAGUAACCACAAAAUUACUUUAGAGGCAUGUAUGCAGUCUGCUAUCGAUAUAUAAUAUUUUAUGUCUCAUGAUAUCACAUAUUUGGAUACCUCGCCUUUUUUUCCGCCAAAUCUCACUAAAAUUUUUCCUCUAUCUUUAAAUUCAAAUAGGAUAAAAAAGAUUUUUGUUUAAGUCAAAUAUAAUUUUCUAUAAUUUCAAUUAAUGUAGUAUAACAUUUAACCCUCGUACCUUGUCAUUUAUUUGCUGUUUUUUGGUGGGUAGUAAUGGAUAAUUAUUAAUCAUUAAUGCGAUGCUGAUUGGUGCAAGAUAGUAUUAGAAAGGAGACAAUACAAUAUAAUAAAGUUGUCCUGUUCUAUUUAUAGAGUAUCUAGAUACAUUACUUUAUUAUUCAUUCCCUAACAAGCAUAUAAUUGGAGGGCUACUCUACUCAAGAAAUAAAAAGAAUUUCAGUUGUUCUCUCUGUUAAAGCACCUUUGAUAAUUUUUCUUAGCUUAACAAUUGAUAUUUUGGAAAUGACUGAAUCAAUAUUUGAAAUGAGUUUUUUUUCCACCUAAAUUAUUUUGCCAAUUGUAUUUAAUUAAACUUAGUUCUAAACCAAAUUACCAAAGAUAAGGAUUUCUAAUUAGAAAUAAAGCCAAGCUUUGCCUUAUACUUUGAAAGAACAUGAGUGUAAUAAUAUAAUUGGCUCUUCUUGAUAACAUGAUUGAUUCUUCCAAAAUUUACAAUUAUGAAUGUAGCUUUUAAAAGAAAUGGGAAAAAAUUAUUACCUGCAUUUAAAUAGUUAUAUGGAAAAAAAAUUUUUUAACAAAAAGGAUAUCAUGAAAGAACUGUGGUAGUUUUUACAUUCUUUACUCUAGAAGUCAGAGUAAAUUAUUUAACACAAUCAAAAUCUUUUCAACAAGCUGAAAUACUGAAGUAACUUUUAAGUGUAUUAGCUACAGUUUAUUUUUUGAAACAGCACACUGAUAAUCUCACACUCUGACUCUCUAAAUAAUAUAUCAUUUACAAUAUAGAUGUUACGAAGAAAGAAAUCAAAUGCUGAUAGUGUAAUUUAUGAUGAAAGUGAAAAUCAAGAUGGAUUUAAAGCAUUAUUUAUUAUUAUAUUCUGUCAAACGGCAGUUGAGGAAACAAUCUUAUGGCUUUUAGAUCGUUUCACUCGAUCCCAGCAUGAAGGUGGUGCAGAGUUAUUAGUUCGAGUUCAUAAAACAAAUAAUGAGGGAACAAUUCUUGAAAUAGGAGCAACGACUAUAAGAUUGCUAGAAGCAGCUGAGGCUCUAGAGAUUACUAAAGAAGAUAAAAAUGGCAACAUUCGAGAAUUUGUUUUUAGCAACAUUGAUCAAUUUUUCAAGCCAGGUGUGACUACACAUAACAUUUUGAACACUUCAGAAAAGCAAAGGAUUGUUUUAGAAGAAAUAAUGAGCAUCAGAGCUCUGGAUAAGAAAAUGUUGGAUGGAUACCCCCAUAUACAGCUCUUUCCAGGACAAUCAAUAAUACAGGUAUGCAGAAAUCAUGGCAUAAUUGAACAUAUGUAUCCACUACAUGAAAAAACAGAAUUAAACCAAUUAAUAAAUAAAUGGACCUUUAGAUUUUUACCUCUUGAUGAUAUCAGGAACUACUUUGGUGAAUCUGUUGCCUUCUAUUUCUCAUUUAUCAGUUAUUAUACAUGGGCCCUUUUACCUCCCGCUGCAAUUGGUUUUUGUCAAACUAUUUACUCUUUUGAUAUUACUCGCUCGCAUUUAUUUUUUGCAACAUUUAAGAUGAUCUGGCUUACCAUAUUCCUUGAAUUUUGGAAAAGAAGAAGUAAUGAACUUGCAUAUGGUUGGGGAACUCUUAGACUUGUUAAUUUACCUAAACUUCACCCAACUUUUCGAGGAAGGUGCAUGCAAAUUGAUUCAGUUACCAAGCAACAUGUUCCUGUUUAUCCUGCUUAUAGACGUCAUCUUAAAGUAUACUGCGUAUCUUUGCCUCUAGUUUGUCUUUGCUUGGUAUUUGCUGUCCUAGUUAUGUUCAUAUAUUUUCAAAUUGAAGAGACGGCUAUGGAAUUAUAUGAUGAUGGAAGCUAUUUAGGAUGGCUAAUUACUCAAUUACCUGGCAUUAUAUAUGCUAUUCUUGUUAUUGCAAUGAAUAUUGUGUAUGCAUAUGUUGCUACUGUACUUACAGAAUGGGAAAAUCACAAAACUCAAGAUUCAUUUGAUAAUCACAGAAUUGUAAAACUUUUGUUGUUUGAGUUUGUGAACAAUUUCAUUGCUAUGGGCUAUAUUGCCUUUUAUCAGCAAGAUUUUAAUAUGCUAAAAUGGCAAAUAGCAGUUAUGAUGAUUGUAAAUCAUCUAUUUAACCAAUUUCAAGAGGCUAUUUUACCAUUUUUAAUUCAAAAAUACAAUCAAAAAUGGAAAAAGACAACUUUUAUCGAUGAUUCACCUCAAGUAAAAGCUAUUCUAGAGCAGCGUGAUAUGUGGUCAUAUGAAGAUACUUAUGAUGAUUAUUUAGAAGUUUUUACUCAAUUUGGAUAUGUCUUCUUAUUCUCGUCUGUUUUUCCUUUUGCUGCUGUAUUAGCUGUUCUGAAUAAUAUCUUGGAAAUUUGGAUGGAUGGAUUUAAGCUAUGUUAUUCCUAUCAAAGACCUAAAGCAAGACCUGUAAAAGGCAUUGGAAUUUGGCAGGUUGCAUUUGAAGUUUUAAGCCUUUUUGCUGUCAUGACUAACUGUGCUCUAAUUAGUAUGUCUCCAAUUGUGAGGUCUUAUGCCCCUGAUAUGUCUCUUUCAACAUGGCUGUUGAUUGCUGUUGUUAUUGAACAUAUAAUUAUUGCUGUGAAAAUGAUUCUUUCUUAUAUCAUAUCUGAUGUCCCAAAGUGGGUACAAGUUGCUAUUCAAAAAGGUCAAUAUGAAUCUCUUCAAGCUUUAAAAGCAGAGAGGAGACAAAAGACUAGGGAUAUGUUAAAAUAUUUGAAGAUGAAAGAUACUGACAAAACAGAUUGAGGGAGACUUUUGAAACUUAAAGUCUGACAAAAUUAAAUGGAGUGUUGAAAUAGUAUAGGAUGGCAGUAUGAUACAGUGUUGCUGAUCUUUUAAAGAAGUUUAAUCUUAAAUUUCCAUUUUACAAAAUAUUUAUAAUCUGUGAUAUUACUAUUUAAAAACUUUAAUAAUUUAUUAAUUUUCUAGUCAUCUAUGUUCCUCUAGAGAUUUUUUAAGCUACCUGUAUACCUUAUUUUUUUUAACAAUUUAUGACUCUUUAAACAUUUUGUGCCUAAAUCUUCUGCCAAAAUCUUUCUCAAUACUUUAGUUUUUACCACUUGAGAUUUUCCUCUUCACAUAUUGUUCUGCUUUUAUAAAUUAUGGUCUGUUACAAAUGUGCUAUAUUACUGAAAAAUAAUAAACUUUUUUAAUUAAUUUA